Molecule: messenger RNA, 1456 nt
Organism: Dunckerocampus dactyliophorus (ringed pipefish)
Lineage: Eukaryota; Metazoa; Chordata; Actinopteri; Syngnathiformes; Syngnathidae
Product: zinc metalloproteinase nas-14-like
Exons: 12
Coding region: 304-1371 (355 amino acids)
Biological process (GO): proteolysis
Molecular function (GO): zinc ion binding; metalloendopeptidase activity
Source: RefSeq, a predicted model, not a curated record
CAAGACUAGUUAAGAAGAAAGUUGAAAUAUUUGAAAAACAAAACAGAAACAGCAAAAAUGGGGGAAAAAGAGCAAAAACAGAAGUGGAUACUAAUGAUGGGCUUUUUCAUCUACAUCACGAAGCUGAGGUUCGUUUUUUUCUUGCGUCCUUUCAUUUUUCAGUAUGUGGCCCACGCUGGAAAAAGUUUGGACACCCCUGUCUUAAACUGUCAAACACUGAGGCUAUUGAACUCUCCUGCCCAAUAGCGACCCCUGGUGUCGACAAUAACGCAUGACCUCAUUUCGUCUUACAUUACAGUAGUUAUGAUCACGCGUCUGCCUAACCGGGUUAUUAGAACUUUAAAAAUGAUUACAUUAAGUUUUCAAGCCAACAGAUUUUUUCAAAGCCAACAUAAUUUACAAAUUAGAAUUUUUUCAAAAUAUAUACACAUGCAUUGGGAAAUGGCUGUGAUGAUUGAAAAUGGCUUCACCUGUUGCCAGUGUGAGGAGAUCAGUUGGAGCAACAUGUUCCUGCUGCUCUUGCUCGCGUGCACGCUGCCAGUCGGCGCUGUCCUCAGAAAUGACACCCAGCAUGCUAGCAUCAGUCCCGCCACAGGCAACGUUACCUCCGAGACUUUGGUGUCUCAACCAGAAGGCGUGUCCUUGAAUGCAACACAAAAUAUGUCGCUCACCCAAGACCCGCUGAAAGAGCAAGACAGUGCAGAGACGUUAGAAGAUCUUGAAAACGACACGGGAGUCCUGGAGGGGGACAUUUUGACGCAGCCCCAUGAGGACAGAAACGCCGUGAGCGUGGUGUGGUCGGACGCCACUAUGCCUUACACCAUCAGCCACAGCCUGAAACGACAAGAGAAGAACAUCCUCAGCGCCAUGAAGAUGAUCUCUGAUGUCACGUGCAUUCGCUUCAAGAAGCACAGCAACGAGAUGAACUACGUCAAGUUCAAGAAGGGCAGAGGGUGUGCAUCGUUUGUCGGGUGUCGGGGAGGAGCGCAGCCGGUGUAUUACUCCAAGACGUGCAGUGUGGGGAAUCUGUGCCACGAGAUCAUGCACGCGCUGGGUCUGCACCACGAGCACACCCGCAAGGACCGCAACAAGUACAUCACCAUUCAGUGGAACAACAUCAAGCAGGGAAAGAAAAAACACUUCAAGAUGAAACGUGGGAACACCUUUAACCUUCCCUAUGACCUUGAGUCCAUCAUGCACUACGGGAAAUAUUUCUUCAGUGCAAAUGGACGCCCGACGCUGUUGCCCAAGAAACGCAGAGCCCGCAUUGGCCAGAGGACUCACCUCAGCAAGCUGGACGCUCAGAGGCUCAACAAACUCUACCACUGUGCGGCAAGGAGGAGAGACCGUGCAAGAGGCCGUGCAUUUUGAAGAAUGCUUCAAGCAGCUCUCAGAACUCAGUCCCUUCAAGUCAUCAUGUCAACUUGACUAAAGUUGCAAAAUAAAUAAGCUUUGC